Setaria italica (foxtail millet) is the source of this 1321-nucleotide messenger RNA. RefSeq lists its product as uncharacterized. Bases 192 to 857 code for a protein of 221 amino acids. Gene Ontology annotation, cellular component: plasma membrane. The transcript has a single exon. NCBI's taxonomy places the organism in Eukaryota, Viridiplantae, Streptophyta, Magnoliopsida, Poales, Poaceae. The record is from RefSeq and is a predicted model, not a curated record.
UUCCUCCGUGUAAACUCACCGACCACUGACGCUCUCCGCUCCCGUUGCUUUCGAGCCCGUUCGUGUGCCCGUGUGCGUGUGCGUGUGCGUGCGUCUAGCUAGUAAAGUGACCAGCCUCCGACGGGACACACCCCCUGCUCCCCUCCUCGGCUACCCAACCCACCAAGAACCCCCGCAAGAUUCCGGCCGCCAUGGCCAGAUCGGCGCCGGAGCUGCCGCCGCACUACUACGCGGCCGCGCGCUCCGGCCACCGCCCCUCCUCCUCGCCCGCGGCGUCCUGCAUCGUGGCCCUCCUCUUCCUCCUCCUGGCCGCCGGCGGCGGCGCGGCGGCGCUGUUCAUUCUCUACCGCCCGCGCGCGCCGGCCAUCGCCGUGACCGCCGUGCAGCUCCCGUCCUUCGCCGUGGCCAACGGCACCGUCGCCUUCACCUUCCAGCAGCUGGCCUCCGUGCGCAACCCCAACCGCUCCCCGCUCGCGCACUACGACAGCUCCCUCCACGUCGCCUACGGCGGCGGCGAGGUCGGCUCCAUGUACAUCCCCGCCGGCCAGAUCGAUGGAGGACGCACGCAGUAUAUGGCCACCAGCUUCACCGUCCCCGCUUUCGCCGUCGCGGGCCCCGCCUCCGCCGCGCAGCCGGCCACCAUCUCCGUCCCCGCGUCCGGGCCGUCCCCGCACGUCACGGCCGCGCUGGUGGUGGAGCAGCAGCAGCAGCCGCCGGUGAUGGAGGUCGACUCGCUGCUAGUGGUGAAGGGCAAGGUCACCGUGCUCAAGGUCUUCACACACCACGUCGAGGCCGCCAAGGUCUGCCGCAUCGGCGUCUCGCCGGCCGACGGCCGCGUGCUCGGCUUCAGAUGCUGACACCACUGCUCGGCGGCCGGCCAAGAUCUGACAACCUCAUCAGCCUGGUUCUGGUUGGUUGGUAGCACUCUACUCUCAUGAUCAAAUUAUUAGUUUCUUUGGGUUCGAUUUAGUCAGUGAAAUUGUAAGAUAAGGUUGGCCGAUUUGUAAAUUAGAUUAAUCCCUUUGGUUCUCAAGAUUUGUAGUUCUUGGAGUUUACCAUAUUUACUAGAUUGGUGGUGUGUUCUUGCUGUUGUAGAUUAUUACUGAUAGAUUGUUAGGUGGAUGCUCAGAGUCCAGACCAAACAAAGAUUUGGUUCUUGAGAUGGAUGUUCCAAGUAGACAAUUCAUUCACAAUUGGUCCCUUGUGUCAAGUACAAACAUGGUCAGGCAAUGUCAGUGGUGGUAUGCAUUUCACCAUGUUUCCUGUUGAUUGGAACUAGCUUCUGUCUAAAUCUGAGAAAUCUUGUUCAUUCUGGCAGCAA